AUGCGGCAAAUAUUCACCUUAUUCGUGUUGGUGUUAGGCUUCUUCAUGCAGGUUGAGGGUGCAAAUGAAAGCUACUAUUCGGUUAUUGCCCCCGGCGUUAUUAAGCCCUUUCGCAAUUACACGGUGGUGGUAACGCUUCAUGAGGCUCUGGAGCAGGCAAAAUUUAAUAUUCGCAUCAAUGGUCCCUACUAUCAAAUGAACAAUGUUGUUUAUUUGCAACCUAAUGAAACUAAGUCGGUUAUUUUUCGACCAGAGAAGUUGGUUGAAGGUCCUCAUAAACUAGUCGUUGAGGGUGCUAGUAGUGGUCAAGAUGGUCAAAUAAAUCGUGUUCGCCUUUACAACGAUGUUGACAUCUCGUCGAGCAUUUACACCGGGGAAUUUCAACUUUCCCACUAUCCGGUUACGGCAGAUUGGAAAAUACGUGUCACUAUAGGCGGUAAAUAUGAUUAUCGAGAAGAGAAAGUGAUACAUGUUCGGAAAUAUAGGCUGCACAGAGCUGCGGUUUUGGAUAGAUCAAAUUCGAUCAUUAUGCAACAUGGCGAUAAGGAUUACAGUGCCGAUUUAAAUUCAAGUAAAGAGGUCAUGUUUGAAUUUGAGCAUAAUCCAAAUGCUCAGCAUUUAUUCCGCUCUGGAAAUUCUACCUUUAACUUAGCGAACCAAAUUGGCGAUAACUCGUUGGCCGACAAAUCGGAUUCAUAUUUGUACCUGAAAAUAAAAAAGAAUGCCCUUCCGUGGUUGCAUGAACCGCUGGAGAUUGUGGUGAACUCCUCGGUGGAAAUACCCUACUUGGUUUACACAAUUAUGGGUCAUUCGAAUAUCAUCCAUGCCGAACGUAUCUAUGUACCUGCUGGCCAAAAGACCUAUACAAUAAAACUCAUACCAUCCCUAGAAAUGAUAAAUCAUGGCUAUGUUUACGUCCACUUUAUUCAGGAUGGAAUUCUGCAUUAUGCUGAACUGGAUCUGGAGCUACCGCUGGAAUUUGAAAAUAAGGUUGAAAUAACUGCACCCUCUGAAACAAAACCUGGUCAGGAAGUAACUUUCGAAGUGAAAGCUCAAGCUGGAAGUCUGAUCGGACUAUUGGCUGUCGAUAUUGGUGUUUAUUUUUUAGAUCCCUCAUAUGAUCUAAAUCGUGAUACAAUUCUGGCUUCAAUGAAAGCUGAUGUUUCCACUUUGCCUUUUCCGGCUUCCGUUUAUCCGGGUCUGCUAUCCGGUGUUAUUACCCUUACCAAUGCCUAUUAUGAAUUUAAGCCAGCUAGUGCUAAUAAAGCUGGUAGUCCUGCUACGUCUAGCCGUGCUGCGAUGAGUCCUUCUAGAGCAAAUCCUCUCAGAUAUCGUCAACGAUUUCCCGAUACAUGGAUUUUUCAAAAUUACGAAAUCCGCAACAAUAUCACCCACCUGAAAUUUAAAAUGCCCGACACCAUCACCUCCUGGUCUAUAACAGCAUUUUCGUUAAACGAAAAAACUGGCCUGGGCAUAAUAAAUCGGCCCACCUAUAUAUCCAACAAUCUUGACUUCUACAUACGCCUCCAUUUACCCUAUUCGGUGAAACGUGGUGAUAUGACAACCAUACCUCUCAUGGCUUAUAAUUAUCGCAAAGAAGAUUUAGAUUUGGAAAUUACCCUCUAUAAUGAUGAUGGAGAUUUCGAUUUGUUGGUUCCGGGUCAGGGCGAAGCCAAAAUCAGCUGUGAUGAUAAUAAAUGUGUUCAAAGCCUAAAAUUGUUAUCAUUUACGACAGCGCCUUUGUCGUUUCUGAUACAGCCCAAAAUACUAGGUGAAAUAAGUCUGCGGGUAUCCGCCACCAGCUCGCAAAUCGAAGACGGAGUAAUACGUAAACUUCGUGUAGAACCGGAAGGCAUAAUGAGGCGGCGCCAUAAGCCAUUGUAUAUCAAUGGCUCGUCUGAGGAAACGACACGAACUACUUUCCACAUAGACCUGCCCCAUGAUGUUGUGCCACAAUCAGAGGUCAUAACACUCUCGGUAAGUGGCGAUCCAUUGGCUCCAACUCUCAAGAACCUCAAUGAUUUGGUAGUAAUACCCUUGGGUUCGGCAGAAGAGGAUAUUGUGAAUUUUGCUGCAAAUGUUUUAGUUCUGCAAUAUCUACAAGCCACUGGAAGAGAUUUCACCGAAAAGGAGCUGAUGACCAAGUUAAAGAAUUUCCUUGAAAUUCGUUAUCAGCAACAGCUGUCAUAUCGCCAUUCGAACGGUGGCUAUAGCGUCUUUGGCCAGGCGAAUGAUGCAGAACCAAGUACAUGGCUAACCGCUUAUGUGGUGAGAUUUUUCAUCAAAGCUACGAAAUAUUUACCAGUGAUGGAGGCUCAUAUUGUCGAUUCGGGAUUGUCAUACUUGGCCAGUACACAGCGUCGGAAUGGUAGUUUCCCAUGUACAGGUUAUCUUUUAAAUCCGGCUCAACAGAAUCGUUAUGGUAGUACGGCAUUUAUUCUGAUGGCAUUCUUGGAGAAUAAGGUGAGCAAUUCCUGCAAAGUAUAG
Messenger RNA from Musca vetustissima, 2487 nucleotides. RefSeq names its product thioester-containing protein 1 allele S3-like. NCBI's taxonomy places the organism in Eukaryota, Metazoa, Arthropoda, Insecta, Diptera, Muscidae. Bases 1 to 2487 code for a protein of 828 amino acids. Gene Ontology annotation, molecular function: endopeptidase inhibitor activity. The transcript is spliced from 7 exons. The record is from RefSeq and is a predicted model, not a curated record.